CUCUCUUUUUGACAAAUAACCCACCUCACACAUAUAUAUCCAAAAGAAAGUCUAUACUUUUACAAAGAAAAAAGAAGAAGAAGAAGAGAAAGUAUAAUAAACUCCUUCAACCCCUCAAAUUUCUUCACUUUGCCUCUCAAAUCUCUCUCUCUCUCUCUCUCUCUGGGUGCGACAUAUAUUUGAUGAGGUGUUGUUAGGCUUGGAGUUUUUGGGCCGUGGAGAGCUAAACCAAUGCGCAUGGACCGAGUCCAGCCCAUACCGGACCAGAGGACCUCACCAACGGUUCUCUCCAUAGACUGCCUCAAAGGCAGCUCCAAGGCCGACGAGUGGACCGGCGAUUUCCUCCAGACUGGAGACAUCGUCGAGGAGCUUCGGAUCGGCCGUAUUGGUUCUCGCCGUAGCGGAAGCUCCGGAUCGGUCCUCCACUUCACUCAGCCGUUCAAGAACGGCCGGAGCGGCGUCCAGAAGGUCCUCAACGACGCCUUCAAGAAGAAGGAGACCUCGAUUCUCGUCCGCGUUCGGAGAGGCGCCGACGAGUUCGCCGAGCUGCAGGCCUGCAUCGUCCCCAACGACUCCGCUGGAAAGAAGCAGUACGUCCUCCGGUCGAUCGCAGAUCCGAAUUACGCCGUCGGUUUCGUUGAUCGCUCUGAGGCCGAGUGCUUGGAGCUCCAAGCUUCAAGGAGUGCCAGGAUGGUAAAUGCACUAUCGACUACUCGGCUUCAAGAUGGAUAUGUUGCAUAUCCAUGGGAGAGGAGGAUGCAGGAGUUUCUAUCAGUUCCCUCUUCCAGCUCCUUUCUUUCUAUUCUUCUCCUUCCAAAAGCUUCAGAUCAAGUUGCUUCUCGGUACAAUGACUUGGAAGACACCCUUGCUAGGGCAAAUGCAUGGCUUAAUGCGUGUCAGGCGUCUGGGGUUCCUAUAGUCUUUAUGAACAUCCAGACUGAGUCACUGCUUACCAAGAUCUCUGGAGAAACAGCAUCUUCCACAGUAAAUGCUGGGUCCUUAUCCGAUUUGUCUAAUCUUACAAAUACAAGUCUAUAUGGUUUUGAGGAUUACCAUGGGGUGGACAUCGGUGUGGUUAAAGCAGUUCGUCUCUGGUAUGCUCCUCUUGGAGGAGAAUUUCCUAUAGAAAUCAAGCUAAAAGAUAGUGAUACGAGGCUUGGAUUCGCUAUUAGCCGCACAGAAGAGGGAUUUAUUUUCGUCUCAUCGGUUAUUGACGGUGAUGCAAAUGCACCUUCGACCCGCUCAGGGUUGGGUAAUUUGUACAAAGAGGCUUCAAAUGUAUCUAGGCUGCUGGUAAUCUCAAGAGUUGGCAAUCAAAAGGUCCUUCCAUGGAUGGUUUCCUCGACCGGAGCAAUUCGAUGCUUUGAUACUGUUUCACUCAGCCAGAAGCUCUCAUUGCACCGGCAUGCCAAGGUUCCCAUUUUCAUUCAUGUGUUUUUGUGGGACCGAGGAGUAGCUCUUCCCAGUGGGGCCAACAGAUUUAGGGCGGCUCCUCCACAUGCCCAGGCAUUACCACCUGAAGUUCAAUUGGCACCCCCUCCAAAUGAGAAUCAAAUACAGCCUCCUGCGCCGCCUGAAGUUCCUACCGAGAGUAAAGUCGCCGGUGACGGAGCAGAGCUAAGGCUUGAUCGAGACACGGCUGGGGAAGUCUCGUUUAGAUUCCAUGAUUUUUCACUCUCAAGCAAUUGGGUAUGAUUUUGGUUCUUCAUUUAAGGUGCUUCCAUCUUUAAUAGUUGUAAAUAGAGAGGUCUCUAAUAGGCAUGUCAUUUGAUUGUAAGUUGCUCUUUCACCAUCGGCUUGAUCAUUUAGAAAAUUCAGUAUAGAAAGUAUAGGACUUUACAUACACAAUAAAAUUUUACAUGUUUUGUGAGUGUGUAGAUGUAAUGACAACUUUGUGAUAGCAAGUGGCAUCUUCUUUCUUUU
Corylus avellana is the source of this 1923-nucleotide messenger RNA. RefSeq lists its product as uncharacterized. The record is from RefSeq and is a predicted model, not a curated record. NCBI's taxonomy places the organism in Eukaryota, Viridiplantae, Streptophyta, Magnoliopsida, Fagales, Betulaceae.